Camellia sinensis is the source of this 783-nucleotide messenger RNA. The record is from RefSeq and is a predicted model, not a curated record. NCBI's taxonomy places the organism in Eukaryota, Viridiplantae, Streptophyta, Magnoliopsida, Ericales, Theaceae.
AUGUUGUCAAAUUUUGGUUUUGGUGAUAAGUGGGUUGAAUGGAUCAAGGAAUGUAUUACUUCAGCUAGAAUUUCGGUGCUUAUCAAUGGUUCUCCAAUUGGAGAAUUUAGUCCACAAAGAGGUCUUAGACAAGGGGACCCGUUUUCUCCUUUUCUGUUCAAUAUAGCAACAAAGGGGCUAAGUUUAUUGUUGUCUAGAGCUCUUGAAUUGGAAAUAAUAAAAGGGGUGAAGAUUGGUUCAGGUAGUGUGGGUCUAACUCACUUACAAUUUGCAGAUGACUCAAUAUUAUUUUGUGAAGCUGAUUUAGUUGAAGUAAGAAACUUGAAAAGGAUAUUGAGGUGGUUUGAAGUUCUUUCAGGAUUGAAGAUCAAUUAUCAUAAAAGUGUAGUAUGUGGAGUGGGUGUGCAAGAUGAAUUAAUGAAUGAAUAUGCCUCAGUGCUUAAUUGCAAGGUGUUCCAGUUCAGAAGGGAGCUUUAUGAUUGGGAAAGGGUGGAGGUUUCUAGAUUGAUAACUGUGUUAGAGACAGCCCCUUCAACAAAGUCAGAUGCAGAGGAUGCACUAGUAUGGGUUGCCUCAAAAUCUGGUAGUUUUUCAGGCUCCUCUCUAUACAAAAAUCUGGCAGCUGGUUAUGGUAAUAAAUGUCCAACAAGUAAGUCGGUGUGGGUGAAGUAUAUUCUCCCUAGAGUUCAAUUCUUUGGUUGGCUUGCUUGGAAGGGUAGAUUGAAGACUACAGAUUUCCUUCUACGUAUUGAUGUUCUUACUGAUAACACUUCGGCCGUAUGA